This is a messenger RNA of Racocetra persica, 149 nucleotides long. The record is from the annotation of a GenBank genome assembly. NCBI's taxonomy places the organism in Eukaryota, Fungi, Glomeromycota, Glomeromycetes, Diversisporales, Gigasporaceae.
AUAAUGAAGAAUUUAGUCUUGAUGUAUCUUUGUUAAAACUUAUGAGAUAUAGUAAGGAACCCAAUACAAGCAAGAUUUUUUCAAAAUAUUUACAACAAAAGGCUUAUGAUUUUAUUGAAAACUCAUUACAUCAUCCAAGCAAAAGUUGA